Bipolaris maydis ATCC 48331 is the source of this 880-nucleotide messenger RNA. NCBI's taxonomy places the organism in Eukaryota, Fungi, Ascomycota, Dothideomycetes, Pleosporales, Pleosporaceae. The record is from RefSeq and is a predicted model, not a curated record.
AUGUUCAACAAGUUUAUCGUAUGCAGCUUCGCGUACGCGUCUCUCGCUGUCGGUGCCAGUAUACCACAACAUGAAGUACAGCAACCUCUUCUCCCAGAUCAUCAAGCAGGUGCAUUGAAGUCGAACAACAUUCACGUCAUGUUGGCAUUUAUUGAGAGCGGAGGCAAUAUGCAAAAGCUGGCGGAAAUCCCACUAAAUACACGGAUCGUCGCUGCAGCAGUAAAUCCUCCCCAAGAGCCACUGACACUGCGGCUAGGCCUCAAUAUACCAAGUCGUCUAAGCGCUAUCAAAAUCGCUAUGGCAGUUACAGUCGAAGACCGUUCGAUAUCACUAGAACGCCUGGAUAAGAUCAUGUGCAGAAUCACGCCAAAGACAGAUGCCAAGCAGAAAGAGGCAAUGAAAGGUAAAGGGGAGCCAGAUGAGCUGUCGUGGUUCAUGUUGAGGGAUGGCACGGUCGAACUCGAAGAUAGUUCGUCGGAAUGGUUUCUUGGAGGCAGAGCGAUACAAAGUUUUGAAUGCCGUUAACACGCCACAGUGAUUAUGACUGAGCAGAUUGUUUGACGUCUGAUCCAAAUGCUAAUGUAUAAUGCUCUAUGCUUUCUCCGGGUAUAUUAAAUGUUGCUUUGAUGCCAAUCGAUAUGUCCAAGUCAGGCGAACCCAAACGCCUAUUAUGCAAAGGAUGGAGAGCGGUCAGACGUUGUUAUCCCCUUCGUUCAUGCCAACCAUUUCGUAUUCCCCCGCGCCGUCCCUCCCUCUACCCCUGCCCCUGCCCCUAGAUUCGCCGCCCUCUUCUUCGGCCGCCGGUUGUGGUUGCGGUCGCGCGGGCGUCUUGCUCCCAAAAUUGAUGGGUCUCAGUUCCCGCCACUGGCAUGCCCACACU